Molecule: messenger RNA, 1056 nt
Organism: Carassius gibelio (silver crucian carp)
Lineage: Eukaryota; Metazoa; Chordata; Actinopteri; Cypriniformes; Cyprinidae
Exons: 2
Coding region: 14-532 (172 amino acids)
Source: RefSeq, a predicted model, not a curated record
CCCUUAUUCUCCUAUGAUUAUUAAAAGUACAAUAAACACUUCUGCGGCUGAGACUGAGAGUGAGCUGAAUUCGGUUUCUGGGAAUUAUAUAGAGGAAUUAAUGGACCUUUAUAGACUGGUUUGUGGAGCCCUGAUCCUCCUGCCUUGGGACUCCACUCCUAUGGCUUCUCCUCGUCAUUCCAUCCCUCCGGGUCUGUCAGGCUCCUCCUUCCCUCCGUCCUCAGUCUCUCCGACUCCGCAGCGGGCUUCCAGAGCCCUGCCUCGGUCGCCGGUGCCUUCAGCACUGCCUUGGACCUCUGGAUCCCCGGUAUCACCCUUGCUCUGCGGCUGCUCUGCUCCAUCAUUGGCUCCUCACCCACCAGAGCAGUCUCCAUCUGUCGGCCCCCUGGUUUUGUUGGCUCUUCCUCCACCAUGGCUCCUCCCGCUGUCGACUCCACCGUGGGUCAUCAUCCUGGCUGGUCUCUGGAGCACCAUCUGGCUCCUCCUGCUCCGGCCUCCUCCCUGGCUCCAUCCUCCAUCCACUCCGCCCUGAUACCAAGCUCCUUGCUCCCUCUUUGCCUGCCCCUUGCCUCCCCCACACCCGCCUCCAGAAACCCACCCUCCCUCCGCUGGUAUUCCUCUUGCGGUGCGAGGACUUACCAUUCUGGGAGGGAGUGAACUGUUAGGUACAUGGACUUUCAAGGAAUAAAUAAGAUUUUAAAAUGCAUUAAAACGGCUAUUUUAAAUUGGAAUAAUAUUUCACACUAUUUUUUUUUUUACAGUAGUUUUUUUCUGUAUUAUAAAAUACAUUAACUUUUUUUUUUUUGUGCUGAACUAUUUUCUAUUAUUUUUCAGUAUGAGGUAGUUGUAAUAUUUAUGAAGCUGCUCUUGCCUCAUCCAUAUUGUAUUUAUUUACUUUUGAAUUCUUGGAAUUCUCUUUUAAGCAAAGGAUACAUAGAAGGCAGCAUAAUUUACCUUUUGAAACAGCCAGAUCAAUAGGUUUUGGACCAGAGCAAUAGACUUUACCGGAGCCAAUGGUUCUGGUACAGUACUGUACAUGUGUGUUGUUGUUUUAAA